Molecule: messenger RNA, 3141 nt
Organism: Marasmius oreades (fairy-ring Marasmius)
Lineage: Eukaryota; Fungi; Basidiomycota; Agaricomycetes; Agaricales; Marasmiaceae
Exons: 7
Coding region: 1-3009 (1002 amino acids)
Biological process (GO): fatty acid beta-oxidation; very long-chain fatty acid catabolic process; long-chain fatty acid import into peroxisome
Cellular component (GO): peroxisomal membrane
Molecular function (GO): long-chain fatty acid transmembrane transporter activity; ATP binding; ABC-type transporter activity
Source: RefSeq, a predicted model, not a curated record
AUGGGGAUGAAGGAUGUCGACGAGAGGAUGAGAGCGCAACCACGUGACGUUUUAUUCAAAUUCACGCGGACAGAUGGACAGAUGGCAGAAUCACAUGCAUAUGGAAGCCCAUGCUGCAACCCCCCCAGUGACCCAUUCACAAAGUUUAUUGACGAUGACCUCAGCAGCGGUACUCUCGCAACUACGACGUACGCUAGCAGAGUGAGUAACCAUCUCACCGCUCUUCCUAACCGUGAACCUCCAAGACGCGACGUCAAGCGUGCACGGAUGGCACUCUUUUCCAGAUUCCUUGUUACUCCGCCUUCCCACAACCAUCUUCGGCAGCCUCGGUCUUUGCAAGCGACAAUCUCGCUUAUUGCCUUCCUAGCGGCUCUCAUACUUCGCACGAGAAUCGUAGGGUUACCUUUGGAAAUAGUUGCUAGCAUCCGGGAUCUCUUUCAACAUGCCUACACGAAGUCUCCGAGUGGAUACAAUCUCCUGAAAAAACAAUUGACACCGUCUGAACUCUCGAUGGUCCUACAGCAGCUCUAUGUUUACGAUGACUAUCAUUGCAUAGCAUUGGAUAGAGAAGAUACACAAGGUCACAGGAAGGUAAACGGACGGAGGAUAGAACCCAAAAAGAAACUCCUGGUACCCUACCAAAACCGCCUUCACCACGUUCCCAUACAUCCUACACCACAGAAACUUCUCAUGAAGAUGGAGCAGUACUUCACAAGCAUACCUGAAAGCUUAGUGGUCAUCCCAUCCUCUUCUUCAUCCCCCGAUACGGAUGCAAAAGUUCAACAGAAAUCGAAAGCCCUCUUUGACCCGACAUUCACCCACACACUCCUCACACUCCUACGCAUCGCAUUUCCGUCAUCCAUCGCUAGACCUAUCUGCACAGAACAUCUUCUGCUGUUGGCCCAUACGUCAUUUCUCGUUCUCCGGACAUAUCUCUCAGUAUUGGUUGCGAGACUAGACGGAAGAAUCGUCAGGGACUUGGUUAGCGCGAAUGGAUGGGGUUUCUUGAAGGGACUCGGCUUGUGGUUUGCUCUAGCUGUUCCAUCUACGAUUACGAAUGUCAUGAUCAAACAUCUACAAGGAGUAUUGGGUGUGAGGAUCCGAAGUCGCGUUGGAGGGUUCCUACAAGACUUGUAUCUGGCUCGUGAAGAAAGCUCUACAUCUCCCUCGAGUUUGAAUACGAAUUCGAGGGGUAUGCGCUACUACACCGUGCAGGGAAGACUGGAGGGCGUGGACCAAUAUCUCACGGCUGACGUGGAAGCUUGGGCUGAAGGUGUCAGCGGAUUAUACGGUAACCUCAUGAAACCUAUUCUCGACUUAGUUCUCUUUACCUCCCAACUAUCGAAAUCUCUUGGAGCAAGAGGCACUGUGUUGCUGUUCGGUACCUAUUGGUGUACUAUACGUAUCCUUCGUGCUGUUACUCCCGCAUUUGGCAAGCUGGCCUCAGUUGAAGCUAGGCUGGAGGGAGAGUACAGAGCUGGAAUGGGGAGGCUCGGUAGAGAAAGCGAGGAGGUUGCAUUUUACGACGGCGGUGCCCGAGAAAGAGACAUCCUUACCAAAGCAUAUUUAAGACUAAUCAAGCACGUCAACAACAUCUAUAAGAUCCGAAUUGCUUACGAAUGGACCGAAGACUAUGUUAUUAAGUACCUUUGGUCGGCUGCUGGAUACGGACUCAUCGCUGUUCCUCUACUUUUCACGCGAACCAUGGGGCCACCGGGUGACCCGAAACCCAAGCGCCAGACAGCCAUUGCCUCGCGAACUGAAUCAUACAUAUCGAAUAGGCGAUUACUCCUCUCACUUGCGGAUGCUGGAGGCAGACUGAUGUAUGCGUAUAAGGAUAUCUUGGAGCUUGCUGGUGUCACGGAGAGGUUGGGUUCAUUUGGGAAGGAGCUGUAUCUGUGCGGAAGAGCACCAAGCCCUCAACCGCGCAGCGAGGAGGCAGAUGAGGAGGAUUGCAUUCUUCUCCAGAAUGUGGAUAUCGGUGUUCCGGGGAGUGAGACUGUUCUGGUCAAGAACCUUUCAUUGAAGUUAAGACCAGGAGACCAUUUAAUGAUUACAGGAAGCAAUGGGGUUGGGAAGACGGCUAUCGCUCGCGUUUUGGGCGGGCUCUGGGGUCCGUUACAUACACCGGACCAGGAUGAUACAGUGGAAGAUGCGUCUGAAGCUCAAAUCGUUCGAGGUAUAGUGAAGGUGCCCAGCAGCGACCGAAUGGUUUUCGUCCCACAGAGGGCGUACCAUCCACAGGGAACGUUGUUGGAUCAGAUAAUCUACCCUGACACUUAUGUGGAAUUUAUGGAGAGAGGGAUACCUCUAGAACCUCAGCCAGCAAUUGCACAUCCGCCUACCUCGCCCGUUUCUUCGUCGACUAGUUUGCAAUCCGUCGAAGCCUCGACUGCUGCUACAGCCCAUCUGGUUUCCCCUGUCGGUACCACCUUCACUUCACCUUCGACUUCGAUACGCGCUAUACUUGAAUCCGUGUAUCUGGGGUACUUGCCUGAAAGAGAGGGCGGAUGGACGAGUGCGAGGAAAGAGUGGAGGGAUGUAUUGAGCGGUGGGGAGAAGCAGAGGGUUGGAGUAGGACGGAUGGUUUAUUCUCUGCUGAAAGUCGGUGAUAGGGAGAGAAGGAAUCAUAGGGGUUGGGCUGUUCUCGAUGAAUGUACAUCUGCCGUGUCUAAUGAUGUGGAAGGCCGGAUGUAUGAGUAUGCCAAGUCGUUGGGGAUUACGUUAAUUACGGUUUCGUUGAGACCGUCGUUGAUGAAGUACCAUAAACUGCUUCUUACUUUGAAUGGCCAAGGUGGUGCAGAGGACGAAACUGAAGGGAUUCUGGAUGGACAGGAAGACGUGACUGGUGUUCAAGGGCCCGGCGGCUGGGCCCUGACGCACUUGGAUUCUCCAUCCUAUCAGACGACUCAGAGGAAAGAGGAAGAGGUGCUCGAAGAACGUUUGAAAGAGGUUAAAUCAUGGGAGAAGCGUGUGAAGGAACUGGACGAAAUGUUAAGGGCGGUAUAGAAGAUUGAGACUGAUUGGAGGGUUCUGCGAAUUAGCAUGGGAUUCUAUAUCAUGGAGAUAUGUAUCGAUGAUCUGAAUCCAUGUAGAAAAGUGCCCAUUUCAACGUUAGAAUCCUAGAAUACUCCUUUUAAG